This is a messenger RNA of Arabidopsis thaliana (thale cress), 1128 nucleotides long. RefSeq names its product poly polymerase. Bases 84 to 716 code for a protein of 210 amino acids. NCBI's taxonomy places the organism in Eukaryota, Viridiplantae, Streptophyta, Magnoliopsida, Brassicales, Brassicaceae. The record is from RefSeq and is marked reviewed. The transcript has a single exon.
GACGCGUCGUAUCAACAUUCGUGAAUCUUCUCCACUCCCUCUCUCUCUCUCUCUAGAUUUCAAAUUUGUUAUCUCAAUCAAAAAUGGGAAUCUGUGUGUCGUUUCGUCGGGAAGAUUCAAAUUCUUCACCGACGGUGAAGAUCGUGACGGUUAACGGCGAUCUCCGUGAAUACAAUGUUCCGGUGAUAGCAUCUCAAGUUUUGGAAGCUGAAUCAGCGGCAGCUUAUUCAUCUUCGUCUUCCUCUAGACCUUCUUCAUAUUUCAUCUGCGAUUCAGAUUCUCUCUACUACGACGAUUUCAUACCGGCGAUCAAAUCGGAAGAGCCGCUUCAGGCGGACCAGAUCUACUUCGUUCUCCCGAUUUCUAAACGUCAGAGUCGUUUAACGGCGUCGGAUAUGGCGGCUCUCGCCGUUAAAGCAAGCGUCGCGAUACAAAACUCUGUUAAGAAAGAAUCUCGUCGGCGUAAGAAGGUGAGAAUCUCUCCGGUUAUGAUGUUGACGGGGUCUAACGAUUCCGUUAACGGAAAUGGAAGUGAAACGACAGUUAAAAAGGGACGGCCGUUUGUGAGUAAAACUGCGCCGGUUAAAGCUUCGAGUGGGAUAAACCGGUCCGGUUCGGUUCGUAAUUUGAGAAGAUACACUUCUAAACGAGCUAAGCUGGCGGUUCGAUCUUUCAGGCUAAAACUUUCAACCAUCUACGAAGGCUCCGUCGUUUAGAUCGUUAUUUUUUUUUUCUUAAGUUGCUUUCAAUUUUGAGGAACAAAUAAAAUUAGCAAAAUGAAAAUGAAACAAUAUAAUUAGAAGAAGCAUAAUUAUUAUUUUUUUGUUUUGUUAUAAACUGAUGAAAUAGUUUUCAUGAAGAAAACAUUGUAUAUUUUUUCUUUGAUUGUGUAUUUGGGUCACGUACCAUAGACUAGUGAUCGUAUAUGUUUACCAACAAACUUAUAUAUGAAUGAUGAUGUUUCUCAAUUUAACCAUCCUAAGUUUCCAACCAUAUAUACACUACAAGAUUUGAUGAUAUAAAUCGUGAAUGUGCUUAUCUUUUUUGUUGUCUUUGAUUAUAUAAUGUAAAAAAGUUACGUGAAAAAGUAUAGUUCGAUGCUAAAUUCAUGAAACUGAACAACUAUUU